AUGCCAACCUUAGAUGACAUUUUAGAGCAUAUUGGGGAGUUUGACUUGUACCAGAAAAGGGCCUUUUUUGUGCUGUGUUUGCUCUCUGCUGCCUUCACACCCAUCUAUGUAGGCAUUGUCUUCCUGGGUUUUCUACCAGAGCACCGCUGCCGGAAUCCUGGAGUCCCCCAAUUAAGCAGCAGAUGCGGCUGGAGCCUUGAGGAGGAAUUAAAUUACACCCUUCCAAAAGGAGAAACCCACGGGGAUGUCUUCACUACUCAGUGCAAGAGAUAUGAUGUCAACUGGAACAUAACUGAGCUGAGCUGCACAGAUCCACUAGAUUUUUUCACCACUUACAGGAACAACAGCAGUAUUCCUCUCACUGCAUGCCAAGAUGGUUGGCUUUAUGAUUUCCCAGGAUCAUCCAUUGUGACUGAGUUUAACCUGGUGUGUGAAGAUGCCUGGAAACUGGACCUAUUUCAGUCAUGUGUGAAUGUGGGAUUUUUUGUUGGUUCCAUAAGCAUCGGAUACAUGGCAGACAGGUUUGGCCGCAAACUGUGCCUGUUAGUUACCAUUGUCAUAAAUUCCAUUUCUGGUGUUCUCAUGGCUUUUGCACCUAGCUACACAUGGAUGGUGGUCUUCCGCUUGAUACAAGGAUUGGUCAGCAAAGGAGGCUGGUUAACAGGCUACAUCCUAAUCACAGAAUUUGUUGGCUUGAGCUACAGAAGAACCGUUGGCAUCGUCUACCAAGUGGCCUUCACCAUUGGUCUCCUUGUGCUUGCUGCUAUUGCUUAUGCAAUUCCUCACUGGAGAUGGCUACAACUUGCUGUUACAUUGCCAAACUUCUUCUUCUUGCUGUAUUACUGGUGUCUUCCAGAGUCUCCAAGGUGGUUGAUAGCCCAACAGGAAAGUGACAAAGCCCUGAAAAUGAUUAAACUCAUUGCCAAGGGAAACCGGAAGCAGCUGCCUCCCUCUAUGGAGAAUCUUCGGCCUGAGGAAGAAAUGAGUGACAAGCUAAUCCCUUCUUUUCUAGACCUGGUGAGAACACCACAGAUAAGGAAACAUACACUCAUCUUAAUGUACACUUGGUUCACAAGCUCUGUGCUGUAUCAGGGCCUCAUCAUGCACAUGGGAAUUGCUGGCAGCAACAUUUAUCUGGACUUUUUUUACUCUGCUCUUGUUGAAUUUCCAGCUGCUAUCGUACUCAUACUCUCAGUUGACCGCAUAGGCCGCCGUUAUCCCUGGGCUGCAGCAAAUCUGACAGCAGGAACCGCCUGUCUUAUUACAGCCCUAGUCCCUGAAGAUCUGUAUUGGCUUAAAAUGACUGCCGCUUGCCUAGGCAGGAUGGGCAUUACAAUGUGCUAUGAAAUGGUUUGCUUAGUCAAUGCAGAACUAUAUCCUACUUUCCUCAGGAAUCUGGGAGUUCUUGUCUGCUCUUCCAUGUGUGAUAUUGGUGGGAUCAUAACUCCAUUCAUUGUCUACAGGCUAGCAGAUGUCUGGCAUGAACUUCCACUCAUUGUCUUUGCUGUGAUUGGUCUCGUUGAUGGCGGCUUGGUUCUGCUCUUACCCGAAACCAAAGGAAAACCUUUACCAGAGACUAUAGAAGAUGCCGAAAAUAUGCACAGGCAAGGAAGGCCAAAAGAGAAAAUUAUUUAUCUCCAUGUUCGAACCUCAGAUGUAGCACCUAAUUAAGAAGAACCUCUUUCUCCAGGAUUUUUGCUUGAUGAGACAUUAAAGGAAAAUGGAACAAGAGGGUAGAUGCAUGCACAACCCUUCACAGGCUGUCAUAAUUCUUUAAACAUUCUGAGCCGUUUGAUUCUUUGCUCCUUAUUGCCACUAGAGUGUGUUUUAGUGCAGCAUUUCCCAACCUGUGGGUUAUGACCUGGAAGUGGGUCAUGCAGCCUAUGCAAGUGGGUUGUGGGCUUUAUAAGUAAACCCAAAAUAAUUAUUGCUUUUAAACCUUAACUGGUAUGAUGAAUACCUCUUAUGACUUUUUUGGGGGUCAGAGCUUGGAAAAGUUACUUUUUUGAACUACAACUCCCAUCAGCCCAAUCCAGUGGCCAUGCUGGCUGGGGCUGAUGGGAGUUGUAGUUCAAAAAAGUAACUUUUCCAAGCUCUGGGGGGUGGCAAUAAAAGAAAUAAGAAUAACUUUAUCUUAUAUAUCAGUAAUGAUCUGAGACUACAUCUGACAACUAUCAAACCCCAUAGACUGAUCCACUCUUUGACAAGGUCAGCCAUCCCACUGAUACAUGCCAAAUGUACUUUAUCAUGAAUAAAGCUACUUAAAAUAUUCUUAGUUUGUUAUAUCCAACAUUGCUUGUGUAACUGUAUGUUUUACAAUAUUUUUUUACAGUUCAUGAACAAUGUCCUGCCAUCAGAUGGUUAGUGUUCUUAGAUUCCCAUAAACAAAACUGUGAAUAACUUUGUAAGUACUAUAAAUAUAUCAACAAAUUCCACGUUAAUAGGGGUGUUAAGUAAAUUUUUGCUUAGAUGCCCCAGGUAAUUGCUAUAAAAUAGGCAAAAUUGUACUUAAAAUGCACAAAAUUGAUGGUUGUCAAAGAUCCAAAAUCCGUGUGACACUAAAAUGAUGGGUUACCAUAUCAAGUACAUUUGAACUUCGGGGUUGCCUGCCAAAACAGUUGGGAACCACUGUUUUAGAGAACUGAACGAAACCCUAUAGAUCAUGGAUGGAGGAACUGUCAUCCUCCAGGUGCUGUUGGACUCCAGCUCCCAUCAGCCUUAGAUAGCAUGGCGAAGGAUAAUGGAUGUUGUAGUGCAGCAACAUCUGGAAGGCCACACAUUUUCCAUCUCCGCUGAAGACAAUAGGAGCAUACAUAGGGACACUGGCAGUUUCCUUUGAGUGAGUCAGAGCAUUGCUCCAUCUAGUUCAGUACUGUUUACACUGACUGGCAGCAGUUUUUCAGCGUUUCAGGCAGGAGCCUUUUGUGGCCCUACCUGGAGUUGCCAGGCCACCUGGCAGCCUAAAGAGCUAUAUGGAAGGCAUUUGUCUGCUCCAUGAAUUUAUGGUAAUGGCAGCAAAGUUUAAGCUAAGCUGCAGGCAUGAUCCAACCAAAGUUAAGCAUAUGUAUGCCCUGUUAAUUCUCACAGGAGACAAUUGAGCUAGAUUACUCACUGAAAUAAUUGGGAAUUAAAUAUGCUUGGCUGGAUUUUGCCCUCAUAUUUUCAACGUGUCUGGUUAACCAGAUAACUGUUUUUAAAUACUACAAGCCUUCUCUUUUGUUCUGCAAAGCUGCAUCAUGUUUUUUCUGGGUUGUCUGUCAAUCUAGAUUUCAGCAUACUGGACUAAGCUAAGCCAAGGUAUGAAUGAAGUGGGAGCAGAGCCAUAUAAAUACUAUGUCCACAUUCUUUUGCUAGAUAGGACUGCACCACUAGGUACUAGUGGGAGGUAAAUCCCAUUAAAUGAUUUGGACUCUCUUUGGGGUAAACAUGAGUUCUGGCUGUGAAGGACUACAAAAAAGAUGUCAUGUGGAAGCUCAUGAUGGCAAAGUCUGAGAGUUGUGUUUGAAAUGAGUCACAAGGUUUGAAGGAGUAAUAAGAGCAUGUAAAUCACUUUGAUGAAUGAGAACAAAACUUGAUUGUUUUCAGGGAGCAGACUACCACAGUAAUACUAGUGAAGAAAAAUAGGAUGAAAUUCUGGAUGUGGUUAGGAAAACAAACAUGAAGGCAACAAUGCCUUUGCAUCGGCCAGUUAAAUGGACAGUUCCUAAAGAUAAGAGAAACAUUUGACAUUCAUUUGGCUAUGCAGUUUUCAAUACUUAGGAGGACCAGUCAUGUGUAGCAUUUAUGCGCUAGAAUGUUUUUUGAUUCUGGCUAUCUAGUUCACUCCCCCUGGAAACCCGGUGCAAUCCAGGCAAAAUUAAGUGAUGUUUAAGCCUCAAUGUGGAGUUAAGCACAUUCUUAAAUCAGGAAUGAGAGAUAAGAGAAUUCUCAAAGUGUUUAAUUCUGAGUUUGCUCAUGCCCUUAAUGUAACCUUUUGUAUGCUUCAUCUCGUGUGUGUGUGCAUGCACACCCACCCCCUCCUAUCUUUCCCAUCCAUUCCAGGUAUUUAAUGACGUAAGCUGUUUUCUCAGCUCAUGCCAAAGAAUAAUAAAUUAAUGUUGUGCGGCAACAGUAUGGGUGUUCUUGAUUGACUAGAGUUACUCACAGUUCUCCAAAACAGUCUCUGCUGAUAAAUAUUGAGAAGCAGAAGUGAUUUUCUUCUCUCCAAAGCCCAUUGCAUCUUCAGGCCCAGUUGCACACCCCCAUUAAUUCAUUAGCAGGAAGGAUGUCCCACCACUAGCUGGAUAUUUCAUCUUGUCAACAUGUGUACAUAUGUACACGUGUGUAGGAGUUAAUGAAAGGAAGGGUUUUCAGUUCAUUGUGUCAGGAGACAUGCAUGCAGCCUGAGAGUGAAAGAGGAAGAGGAUUGUGCACUUUUCAAAAUGCCUGCAAAGCCUACUGAAUAUUCGUCAUAUUAAGGAAUGUGUGAACCUGUCAAUUUCUGCUUCUCUCUGUUUCUCAUUUUCCCAGUCAUAAGUUAAGUUCUCCACAUUUCCAGUUUGUUAUUUCUUUUUUUUUAAAUACUCAGCAAAAUU
Messenger RNA from Rhineura floridana, 4574 nucleotides. RefSeq names its product solute carrier family 22 member 2-like. The coding region runs from base 1 to 1671 and encodes 556 amino acids. Gene Ontology annotation, cellular component: membrane. The transcript is spliced from 11 exons. Gene Ontology annotation, biological process: transmembrane transport. The record is from RefSeq and is a predicted model, not a curated record. NCBI's taxonomy places the organism in Eukaryota, Metazoa, Chordata, Lepidosauria, Squamata, Rhineuridae.